AUGUUCCGUUUGAAGGCAUAUGGUAUCGCUGGUGAUAAAUAUCUUGUUUACGAUGAACCAACAAACAGUGUUACACUCGGUCAAAAGGAUGGUGAGAGUGAAAUCUUUAGUUUUACUACAAUUGACCAUUCGGCUGGAUUUACCAUCGUCAAUCGUAAAGCCAUUCAAGUUCAUGGAUUGGAUGGUGGUCACGGAUAUGAAGACGUCAGACUCUGCUAUAAAGAUGGUAAUCUUGGAUUUUACAAAAAAUCAGCCCUACCUGAUGAUACACUUGCUUUGUGGGUUACCUUUUUCUAA
Molecule: messenger RNA, 297 nt
Organism: Cavenderia fasciculata
Lineage: Eukaryota; Evosea; Eumycetozoa; Acytosteliales; Cavenderiaceae
Exons: 1
Coding region: 1-297 (98 amino acids)
Source: RefSeq, a predicted model, not a curated record